Messenger RNA from Carcharodon carcharias (great white shark), 2081 nucleotides. Its product is annotated as transcription factor PU.1-like. The transcript has 6 exons. Bases 56 to 877 code for a protein of 273 amino acids. NCBI's taxonomy places the organism in Eukaryota, Metazoa, Chordata, Chondrichthyes, Lamniformes, Lamnidae. The record is from RefSeq and is a predicted model, not a curated record. Gene Ontology annotation, cellular component: nucleus. Gene Ontology annotation, molecular function: DNA-binding transcription factor activity, RNA polymerase II-specific; sequence-specific DNA binding. Gene Ontology annotation, biological process: cell differentiation; regulation of transcription by RNA polymerase II.
GGUUCAGAAGGGAAGCAGGACUAGAUCGGGCUGUCACAACUCUAUUCCGACCAACAUGCACACACUGGAAUCACCGCAGAUUGAAACGUCACAGAUUUCUCUAUAUCCUGACACAGUGACAUAUGAAACAGAGACAUACAACAAACACCCGGCUGCUUUCUGUUCCUACUAUGUAGCUGAGCCAGAGCAACCAACAGAUCAUUACUGGACGGGCUCUGACCAUCACAGCCUGAGCUAUGAUCAUUUCGACGGUGGGCAGUUCACGCAGCUUCAAAAUGUGCCGGUCUCCCACUUGCAGAGUUUGUACCCGCAGUUCCCACUGGAAGUCAUCAGCACCCCCGACCCCUCAUUGCCCAACCACACCCCCUGCCCACUGGAGGAGGACUACAAUCAGGUUUUCCCGAUGUUGUACCCUUCUUACCAGACGUCCAACGAUCUGUCGAGCCCAUCGAUAUCCGAGGAUGAUGAUUAUAAUCUCGGCAGCCCGGUUCUGGAGGUCUCCGACAGUGAGUUUGAUGAGAACAUCCCUCCCAGAGAAUCGUCGACACACGAUGGAGGUGCCCGGAAAAAGGUCCGACUGUACCAGUUCCUGCUGGAGCUGCUGAAGAGCGGAGACAUGAGGGACUGCGUCUGGUGGGUGGACCGAGAGAAGGGCACCUUCCAGUUCUCCUCCAAACACAAGGAGCAGCUGGCGCAUCGCUGGGGCAUGCAGAAGGGCAACCGCAAGAAAAUGACUUACCAGAAGAUGGCCCGGGCGCUGAGGAACUACGGCAAGACGGGCGAAAUUCGCAAGAUCAAGAAAAAAUUAACCUACCAGUUCGACGGCAUGUUGCUUGGCCAGAAGAAAUCGGAAUGCAAAAGCAGCUAUUUUCCGUAAAAAGAAAAAUCAAUCAAUCAAUCACAGGAAAGGGGGGUCCCCUUUUCUUCGCGGACUCUUUGAUCCCGGACUGAUUGUUAUGUUUGUUAGGACGUGAAAGCUGGUUUUAACUCUGCACUUACUUCCAUGUUUCCGCGUUGUGUUUUGUCUCGGUUUUCGAGAGCGCUGUUGAAAGCUGCUGGCGCUGUUGCUUUACAAUUUCACUGCGCCGAGACUCACCGACUUAACGCCACUUGCUUUUAAGUAGAACUGUGCAGCUGUUCUGUUUUUCCAGAAAGCUCCGAAGGUUAGAGGCUGUUGAUUCAUCACAAGACGAUGCCCCUCUUCCCCCCCACCCCCGUGGGCUAGGGCUGUUUUGGGGGGUGGGGUGGGGAAGGGGGAAGUAGUUUAAAGGAGUUUUCUAUAGGAGAGGUCCUGUUAAAGGGAGUUUGUAUUCUAGCUAAGGUGUCGCUAAUCCCUGCGUUAUCGGGGGAAACUUUUUUCCACUUCUUGGCGGAGUCCAGGACAAGGGGACUAUAAUCUUAGGACCAGAGGCAAGCCGUUCAGGAGAGAAGUUAGGAAAAGCAUCACCUUUCCUGUGAGGAAGUGUGGGUCUGUAUCCCGCGAAAGCAAUAGAUACUAGCUCAAUUAAUUUUCAAUUUGCGUGAUCGAUGGGAUUUUUUUUCCCGCUAAGGAAUAUGGAACCAAGACGGGUGAUUGGAGUUAGGAUGCAGAUUAGCCACAAUCUCGCCAAAUGACGGAACAGAGCUUCUGUUCGAACCUCCAUCUCUUCCCUGUGCGCCUCGUUGAAUCUACAUCUGGAUCACGCUCAGGGUGGAGGGUGCUCGUCAACUGAUUAAAACGAUUGGAGUCCUCUUGCUGUAGGCUAAAGACAUGAGCUAGCUGCAUCUCAUUGAUGGGGGUUCGGCCUGCAGACAAGGUCCGAGUCUGUCCUAACCCAUUGCUGCUCUGUUGAAGGUCGACAGUUCAGGGCUGGAGAGUAGAUUUGAUGGAUAAGUGGUACUCUGGGUCAUUGAACGUCUGAGACGAAAACACUCGGCCCUUUUGGAAAAAGCCAACCGGGGCUUCGCUGUGCUCUACUUUUUUUUGUUUAUUAUUUUUUCAGUGGGAUGUGGGCCUCGCUGGCUAGUCCAGCAUUUGUUGCCCAUCCUUAAUUGCCCAUGAGAAGGUCGGUGGUGAGCCACCUUCUUGAACCGCUGCAGUC